AUGUAUUACAGCGCUUAUAAUUAUCCGUCUAACAAUAACGAAAGUCGACUUCUGCUCACCAGUCGCCACAAAAAAGUUGCUUUACAUGCAAACCCAUAUGGUUUCAUCCAUCAUUUAAGAUGUUUGACAGAUGAAGAAAGCUGGGAGUUGCUGCGAAAGAAGGUGUUCCAUGGCCACGAUUUCCCAGACUCGGUAACUGGACCUGGAAUGCAAAUUGCAAGAAACUGUCGUGGAUUGCCACUUGCUGUGGUUGUCAUAGCAGGAGUUCUAGCAAAAGAACCAGUAAUCAAAGAAGCAUGGGAAAGAAUUUCCCAGAGUGGCAGUUCAUUAAUCUUCAAAGGGCACAUGGAAACGCUGGCUUUGAGUUUGAACCAUCUACCUUCUCACUUGAGAAACUGCUUUCUUUAUCUAGGAGGCUUUCCAGAAGACUAUAGGUUUCAUGUAGCAAGGUUGAUUUGGUUAUGGAUUGCUGAAGGAUUUAUACAAGAAUUCGAAAACCAAAGCCUAGAGGAAACUGCAAAAGAUUACCUGAUGGAACUAGUCGACAGAAAUCUUGUAGUUGUUCAUGAUAGAAAGUUCAACCGUGCCAUCAAGACUUUCUCUUCCAUGAUGUUUUAA
Helianthus annuus (common sunflower) is the source of this 618-nucleotide messenger RNA. RefSeq names its product putative late blight resistance protein homolog R1A-10. Gene Ontology annotation, molecular function: ADP binding. Lineage: Eukaryota; Viridiplantae; Streptophyta; Magnoliopsida; Asterales; Asteraceae. Gene Ontology annotation, biological process: defense response to other organism. Bases 1 to 618 code for a protein of 205 amino acids. The transcript is spliced from 2 exons. The record is from RefSeq and is a predicted model, not a curated record.